AGUCUAGCAGCCAAAACAGUCAGUUCAGUGUUGGUUCUAGUGUACAGGAGGCUUCCAGGGAUGCGACUUCUAUUGGUAGUGUUGGUGGUGAUGCUGGGCGGCUGUACUGUGGGGGAUCUACCGCCCCGAGAGAAGUCAUAUAAAGUUUUAGUUCUCCUAAUAACAUCCCCGAUUAGCCACAGGAACGUUUUCAUCCCUAUAGCAGAGGCCUUGGCUGACCGAGGUCACCAGGUGGAUGUGUUAGCCAGCCACCCGAACUUCUCCACCACCAGCAACAUCACGCAAUAUAACACUGGAAUCAAAUUCGCAAGAAACAAUAACACGUUCAGAAUUCUUGAAAAUGAACUCGAUCUAUUGGGCAUUAUGAAGAACGUAACACCAUCACGGGUGGACAAGGUGUACCAGUCUCCCGUAGUGUUGGAGCUCUACAAGAGAAGGAAAACGUAUGAUAUCAUUCUCAUAGAUCACUUUGGCAAUGAGGUGGCAUUUCCGUUCUUGUACGAGAUGCCUUUCAUCACUGUUGCCACUGUUGGCAUGGACCCCACACAGAGUGCUCUUAUGGGCAACGUUCUCAAUCCAGCCUACACACCUUCCUUAAUGGACACGAUCCCUCCACCAUGGAGUGUUUACCAUCGUUUUAUCAACACACUGUCCCACAUCAGCUACCUGUUUUUCUAUUACUACUGGACUUUUGUACCAGCAGUUCAAGAAAAGAUAUCAGCAAAGUUCCCAGAGCUUCCGCUGCUUAUAGAUAUAACCAAGAAUCAGAGUCUGACGCUGAUAAACUCCCACUUCAGUAUGACAAUGUCAUACCCACUCCUUCCCUCCCAAGUGGAGGUGGGAGCCGUCCAUUGUCGUCCAGGCAAAGCUCUGCCAGAGGAUCUCAGUUCAUGGAUUGAGGGCGCCGGGGAAGUUGGUGUUUUUUAUUUCAGCUUAGGAUCCAUUACUAGUGGCCAUGCAAUGCCCACCAAGUACCUCAAUUUAUUCAUUGAAGCCUUCAGGAGACUUGAGCAGCGGGUUAUCUGGAAGUAUGAAGGUGAUCUCCCUGGACUUUCAGACAACGUUCUCACAAAGCCCUGGCUUCCUCAACAGGAUAUUUUAAGUGAUCCAGGAGUGAAGGUGUUCAUGAGUCAUGGAGGUCUUCUGAGUACACAGGAAGCCAUGUACCAUGCUACACCCAUCCUGAUACAAGAGGAACAUGCAGGAACUAUCAAACUCUCUGAGGGACCAGUUGACGACACCAAAAGAGCGGGCAGUGUUUUGGACGGAAUAUGUGAUCCGUCACGGAGGAGCGCCUCAGCUCAGGUCUCCAGCUGCCAACCUCUCCUGGAUAGAGUACCUGAUGCUGGACGUUUUGUUGCUUCUCUUCCUGGCUGUUAUCGUCACUUUUUUCAUCGUCAAGAAGAUGGUGUUACUGAUGAUAAAAUUCAUAUUUACUAAUAUACAAACAAAAGAUAAGCUUGCUUAACUGACGUUAUCGGUAUCAGUGAUGUUACAUUUUCAUUGAAGACUAUGAAUAACUAAGUGUAUUUCAGUCGAGUCGAGAUCCCAAUCAAGUUUCCUCGUAUUCCAUAACCCUAUUUCCUUAAUACAUACGACUGGAAUAGUGCUGAGUGAGGUAUAAAUUGAUAAUUGGAGUUAAACAUUUGCGUGUACAAUUUGAAGGGAAUCAGAAAAUUCAUUCACAAGUCAUCAUAUGAAGAGUAAUAUACAAAUUUUUCAAUAAAAAUGGUAAAAUAUGACAUAUUCAUUCACUGUUUGUAAUUAGGAUGUGUAGGAACAAAAGAACAUUAUCCUUUUCCAUCUAUUCAGUAAUUUGAUUUUUUCAGUAUUGUGAAUUUAGAUAAUUUUUGAGCAUCAUAAUAUGAUCUUCUCUUUUCAAUAGCAUAAAAUGUCAUCAAUAUUAUGUCUGCAAGAUACAGAAUAAAUUUAACGGGCAAUUAUCAAGUUAAGUUGUUUCAUGAAAACAUAGAAAAACAAAAACAAGAGUGGCCCAAGAGGAGAACCCAUUGCAACACCGUUAAUCUUCUCAUAUAGUUUAUCACUGAACAUGUAAAGUCAUGAACAGAGAGUUUCAACAUAGAAUUUAAUCGAUUCUUGUUAAUUCCAUCUGCUAAAUCAGAUUCAGCAAAUGAAGAAUUUACUCAAACAGUGUUUGUCCCUAGUAAAUAAAGAUCUAAAAAAUUUUUUUUUGACAUAUUAGCAGGAAAUCUCAUGCUAAAGUUUUUGAUUUCAAGCACAAAUGAGAAAACAUUGUGUACAAUAUUGUAGAGGUCCAAAUGGAAGACACUCUUUCAUUCAAGAUAUCUUAAUAUACAAUGUUUAUGUUUUUGAGAUUGCUGUGUAUCGUGAACUAACAUUCACUGGUCAAGUUUUAAACUGUUUAUUCUGUAUUCCAAAUCUAUGUGAAUUUAAUGUCAUUAGAUACGUAAUUCAUCGACGAUUUUUACUUUUCUUCCAAUUGAAUUAACUUAUAUUUGGAACUGAACAAUUUCUUUUUUCAAAAACAAGGUUAACCUUAAAAGUUAUUCAUUUCAUUAUAAAGAAAUAUUUUGAUAAAAAGUUUAAACUUCCCAAGUCCAAUAUUAAGUAUGUUGGGUUUCUUUACUAUAGACAUGUUAGUUUUGUAAUUAGAAACCUUCUGCACGAUUAUUGCAACUUUACUCUCAGAUUUUUUUUGAUUUGUUAUUACCGACUCUUAACAAUUAUUUUAUUCAGUAAACAUAAAGACAAACUCCAUACACCUUUAUGAUAAAAUAUGUAUAUAGAUAUAUAUAUCCCAACUGUUGGUUGUAUUAUUCUGUAGUUCUCGAAACUUUCAAAUCAGAAUACGUGAAUAAUAUGUCAAAAUAAAAUUGUGGCUAACAGACCAAGUCUUC
This is a messenger RNA of Cherax quadricarinatus, 2879 nucleotides long. The record is from RefSeq and is a predicted model, not a curated record. NCBI's taxonomy places the organism in Eukaryota, Metazoa, Arthropoda, Malacostraca, Decapoda, Parastacidae.